Lachancea mirantina is the source of this 1026-nucleotide messenger RNA. The record is from the annotation of a GenBank genome assembly. Lineage: Eukaryota; Fungi; Ascomycota; Saccharomycetes; Saccharomycetales; Saccharomycetaceae.
AUGUCCGUCUUGGUUACUGGAUGCACCGGGUUCAUUGCACAAUAUAUUGUCCGUGACUUACUUGACCAGAAUUAUAGGGUUAUUGGCACUGUAAGAUCUGCCUCUAAAGGCAAAAACCUGAAAACCCUGUUCAAUAACAACCCUUUUUUCGUCACCGAAGUGGUUGAGGACAUUGCUGUACCCAACGCCUUCGACCGCGUAUUUCAGAAAUACAGAGACGAGAUAAGGGUAGUUCUACACACGGCUUCGCCUGUCCAUUUCAACGCCGAGGACUAUGAGAAGGAACUGCUAAUUCCUGCUAUCCAUGGUACCAGGAGUGUGUUGGAAUCCAUAAAGAAGUUCGGCGCCCAGACUGUCGAGCGUGUGGUGAUUACAUCGUCGAUAGCUGCAAUGAAAGAUCCUUUCAAGUAUGAUGAUGAGAAUUUUGUAUACAAUGAAGACAGUUGGAGCCCCCUGACGUGGGAAACAUGCCAACUCAAUCCACAAGAUGCAUACCGCGGGUCGAAGAAAUUUGCUGAGCAAGUCGCCUGGGACUUUUUGAAAGAGAACAAGGAUGUCUUGAAAUACAAAAUGGCGACUGUCAACCCUUCUAUGAUAUUUGGACCCCAACUCUUUGACCAGAGUGUCACAAGCGUGCUUAACACCUCGGCAGAAGUGAUCAAUUCUCUUUUGCAUUCGGGACCAGACAAUGAUCUAAGCAAGGUGAGGAAUGAUUUCGUCGACGUUCGCGACGUUUCCAAAGCUCACUUGCUAGCUUUCCAGAAAAGCGAGUGCAUUGGACAGAGAUUGGGUCUCUCAUCGGGUCAAUUUAAUGGCCAAGACAUUGCCCAAAUUCUGAACAAACGUUUCCCUAAACUCGAAGGUACCCUUCCCAAAGUCACUGGUGAAGGAGCGUACAAAAAUAAUCCUUAUGCCAAGUUCGACAACUCUAAAACCAAAAAAAUUCUGGGAAUUGAAUUUAAAACUCUGGAAGAGACAGUCUACGACACUGCUGCCCAGAUCCUUAAGGUUGAGGGUAAGCUUUGA